AUGGUUGGAGGCAGUGCACGAAGCAGGUGGUGGGAGUACCUGUCGGGGUUGUGGGCAGAGGAGGCUAACUAUUGCGGCAAUAAUAAUACUAGAAAAACGAAUAAUAUCACUUCUAUACGCCGCAUAUACUCACAAAAACUAACUAUCUAUCUAUCUAUCUAUCUAUCUAUCUAUCUAUCUAUCUAUCUAUCUAUCUAUCUUUUUUCAAUCUGUCCCUAUCUAUCUAUCUAUCUAUCUAUCUAUCUAUCUCAAUCUGCAUCUCCCACAAUGUUAGUAUCUAUCUCCCUUUCACUCCCACUCUCUCUAACUAUCUAUUUUCGCGUCUCUCACUCUGUUAGUAUCUAUCUAUCUAUCUAUCUAUCUAUCUAUAUAUCUAUCUAUCUAUAUAUCUAUCUAUCUUUUUCAAUCUGUCCCUAUCUAUCUCAGUAUCUAUCUAUCUAUCUCAGUUAUCUAUCUAUCUAUCUAUCUAUCUAUCUAUCUAUCUAUCUAUCUAUCUAUCUUGUCUGCUCAUGUCUCUCUCUCUCUCUCUCUCUCUCUCUCUCUCUCUGUAUCUAG
This is a messenger RNA of Acanthosepion pharaonis, 555 nucleotides long. NCBI's taxonomy places the organism in Eukaryota, Metazoa, Mollusca, Cephalopoda, Sepiida, Sepiidae. The record is from the annotation of a GenBank genome assembly.